CCAGCAGGGUCAACUCUAUGCUGUGUGCUGGUUUGCAGACGAUACAUCGUUUGUGAAAAGCAAAAAUGUCUUCAGUUGAGCAUUUGAGAGAGUUUGUCAUCGAGCGACUAACUGCUGCUGCUGAAGAAAUAUUCGGAGUUUUCGAGAACACGAUCAUUGAGUACGAAGAAGAGAUCGACCGUCAGCGCAGAAUGUUGGAUGUCGUUUGGAAACCUGAAAUAAAGUUACAGAGGAUAGUCUCUCCAGAUCUCCCACAGCAACGUGUCUCUAAGGGGGAGGAAGGUCCCGCUGAUCAGCUGAGUAUUCAGGAGAGGAACCCCAGUCUGGACCAAGAGGAGCCAGAGCCUCCACAGAUCAAAGAGGAACAGGAGGAAGUCUGCACCAGUCAGGAGGGAGAGCAGCUUGAACUGAAGCAGGAGACCGAUGCCUUCAUGUUGACUCCUACUUAUGAGGAAAGUGCCCGCAGUAAAGCAGAACCCAACACUGCCCUCCAGUUCUUCUCUCACACCUCUUGUGUAGCUGAGAGCAGAGAUCAGAAAAGGGGUGAGCAUGGAGACUCUGGGUCAACUAUAAAUGCAGAACACAGUGACAAUGUAAACACCUGUAACUUGUCAACGAUUCUCUGUAACACGCACAAAAGUACAAGGGCUUUCGAAUGUAACACUUUUAAAUAUAAGUCAGAUUUUCAAAGACACCAAAUGAUACACACAAAUACGAAGCCGUAUUCAUGCAGCACAUGUGGGAAAAGAUUCGGUCACAUAUCAAUAUUGAAUACUCAUAAACGAAUCCACACAGGUGAGAAGCCAUAUCCAUGCAACACCUGUGGGAAACGAUUCAGUCGGACAUCAACAUUGAACACUCACUUAAUAGUCCAUACAGGUGAGAAGCCAUAUUCAUGCAACAUGUGUGGGAAGAGAUUCAGUCGGACAAAACUAUUGAACUCUCAUUUAAGAGUCCAUACAGGUGAGAAGCCGUAUUCUUGCAAAAUGUGUGGGGAAAGAUUCAGUUGGACAUCACAAUUGAAGAGACAUACAGUAACCCAUACCAGUGAAAAGCCGGAACAGCAACACCUGUAGGAAAAUAUUCUAAGCCAAGGGGUCUUCUAGGGCCGGGGACCCCUGAGCUGAAAAAGAGACGGAGUAGGGAUCCCCUUCUGCUAUACAUAUAUUGUAUAAAAUGAAGUUGCACGUUAAACAUGGGCAAACUGGGCAAAAAUAAACGGAAAGAAAUAUAUAAUGUACACAUCAUGUUUUAAUGCUAAACGUAUACUGUAUGUGGAAGGCACUGUGACUCCUUAAACUUCACGGCUUGGCACCAUAGUUGCUUCCGUACCUGUAGUGAGCUUAUCGUCAAUCUGUAAACGAAUUACAAUAUAUACGGUAUAUAAAUACAUAUUGUAUAUUUUAGUUUUUGAAAAGAGUAUUUUUUUCAAAGCAUAAAUUGGCACUGACUCUGAGGACCCCCUAUGGUUCAUGGACCCCAUGUUGAAUAUCUCUGUUUUAAGCAAUAUUUAUAUUGGAAAGGCAUAAACGAGUGCAUAGGCAAAUUGUCUUCUUUCUGAAUCCGAAUGAGGAACCACAGAAUUGCACUUGUGUUCAACACAUGUGGGAAAAGAUUUAGUUUGGAAACCACCAUUGAAGGAAUUUGUGUUUGCUAUUGUAUAUAAAGCAUUUCUUAUAAAGAAGAGGUCACCAUAUCUUAUUGUAACGAGCAGUAAGAUAUGGUAUCACGUGUCACGUUUUGUUAAAUUAACCUCCUUUUUCUUCUUCAUCUUACUGUAUCACUCAUAUUUCUGUUAGCAUCAGUAAUUAUUUCAUAUUUAUUUUAUCAUUUUAUUUAUUUAAUUGAACAAUUUCCCUUAGGUGA
Etheostoma cragini (Arkansas darter) is the source of this 1866-nucleotide messenger RNA. RefSeq names its product B-cell CLL/lymphoma 6 member B protein-like. NCBI's taxonomy places the organism in Eukaryota, Metazoa, Chordata, Actinopteri, Perciformes, Percidae. Gene Ontology annotation, biological process: regulation of transcription by RNA polymerase II. Bases 66 to 1076 code for a protein of 336 amino acids. The record is from RefSeq and is a predicted model, not a curated record. The transcript has 2 exons. Gene Ontology annotation, molecular function: RNA polymerase II cis-regulatory region sequence-specific DNA binding; DNA-binding transcription factor activity, RNA polymerase II-specific. Gene Ontology annotation, cellular component: nucleus.